This is a messenger RNA of Linderina pennispora, 1022 nucleotides long. RefSeq lists its product as uncharacterized. The record is from RefSeq and is a predicted model, not a curated record. NCBI's taxonomy places the organism in Eukaryota, Fungi, Kickxellomycota, Kickxellomycetes, Kickxellales, Kickxellaceae. Bases 341 to 871 code for a protein of 176 amino acids. The transcript has a single exon.
UACAGUAAGCCAGCGAAGCCCUCAGCGCUGCUGACAGCUGGGGAACUGACGACCAUGUAUGCACGGCAGUUCGCCACGACAAAAGCAUCGGGCAGCCUUUCUACCAUAUACCAGGCAGCUGCCAAUGCAUCGACGCCGUCACCACGACAACAGCACACACACGGACUGACGGUGCUACAGUGCGCAAGGACAGGGGCGCCAGUCGAUCCACACGUGUACAGAGGACUGGUUGAUAUUCGAGGAGCGGCUGAAGGCAAAACUACCGGCGGCUGCAAAAGAAGAAACGCAGCUACUUGGGUAAGCCCGCCUUUCUUGGGAAGAGAGAGCGGUGGGGGAUGGCAUGUUGCAUUCUCCGCUGCUUACGGAUAUCCUUGGCAUGCACGCGCACAGGAAAGUGAUGUCGUCGCCUGGAUGUUUGGCUCAGACCAGAAAAACACAUCUUGCAUAUGGAACUGUUGAUGUUUUUCUAACCGAUUGUGUCCGUGCUGUAGCCCAGAUCGUCGGAUUCGGGAUCCUGGUGGUGUACUUUGCAUGGUUUGGCUUUGUCAGCACGCAGUCGUACAAGUUCACCUGCAAGCUGCUGAGCGGCGGGUCGGCGUACUGCAUUUACCACAUUGUCAGCAACCCAAAAGUUUCUGCAAUCGAUCAAAUACUCUGCGCAAUGCAACCGCGUCAUGCACCAAUUCCGGAUGCGCUUCGAAGCCAGUCCGCUUGUACGCACCUCCAUGACCAGCACCGCCGACCAGCAGCCCCGCGAAGCAAACGGCAGUGGCGGAAUCGCACAUGUCGUUUUUCCCCUCGUUCCGCGACAGCUGCGCGACGGGUACUGGGACUUUCGCACCACAUAUUACCGGAAGCGCGAUGCUGCUAAGCGGAGACAGCAGGAGCGGGCGAAACGCGACCGCCAGCGCAAGAAUUCGUCUGGCAUGAGCAGCUUCCGCACCAGCGAGCGGCGGCCAAAGCGACGUUCGCACCACCGAGAGGCCUCGCAUGUAGGUGGUAAGGUCAGUGCGGGCUCGCCG